This is a messenger RNA of Peromyscus californicus insignis, 4311 nucleotides long. RefSeq names its product chromosome unknown C8orf90 homolog (gene CUNH8orf90). The record is from RefSeq and is a predicted model, not a curated record. Lineage: Eukaryota; Metazoa; Chordata; Mammalia; Rodentia; Cricetidae. The transcript is spliced from 2 exons. The coding region runs from base 3687 to 4292 and encodes 201 amino acids.
UAAAGCCACAGAAAAACAGAUUAUCUCAAGCCCCCACACGAUCCUGUCCUGGUUUUGUGGCCAUGUCACUGUCCUCUGUGCUGCUAGGAUCAUUACUGCACACUACACCCGUGUGGAUGGAAAACUAUGUACUGGCAACUUUGCGUUAAGUCACAAGCAUCCAUGGUGUGCACGAGAACCUGAAUUCAGCCAGGCUCCUGGUUGUGCCAUGCUUGUGUUGGUCUGCCUGUGAGCACUACCAGCUUCUGCCAGACACAGGCUCGCUGUCUAGUGGGAGCUGUUUCUUCCUCUUGUUACCCAAAGGUCAGAUGUGCCCACUGUACGAAAGUCAGAGGGGGCCAUAAAUUGGUUAAGGCCACACAACUGUCAGUGGCAGAAGCAGGAUGCAGAUACGUCCAUUGUGGGGAUGAGGCCCCAUGGCCAUCUGGUGCCCUCUUUUCCUGGUUAUUAGCCUCCUCAUCCUGCCUCAGUGUCUCACCUGCUGGGCUUCCCAGCUUCCACAUGUAGCCAGUAGGUGGCGCGCUGUGGUCACAGACAGGACUGUGGUCAGAGGGCUGUGGUAGGGGGAGUGUGAGGAGGGGAUGUGAAGGCUGGGACCCCACUGAGUCUGCUGGCAGCCCUGGAGCCCGUGGAGUGAGCUGCUUCCCUAUAGCAUCCUCCUCCAACCCAACAGCAGUGGGGGCGUUAUGGACUGGGAGUCGAGCGUCUUACCGCCUCAGGGUGGACUUGGGUUGGUUUUUUCUUGGACCCCACUACCAAACCCUUCCAUACUGGCUCCCCUAGCAGAGGGACCUGAUCCACAUAGGGCAGCCCCUGGCUGUUCCCAGGUCCCUCCUCUGCCUUUCCUCAGCCCUCAGUGUUCCAACAGUGCAGGUUUUUUCCUCCUGCAACAUGGAGGGGGGCGCUGGAAUUUGCCCCCUUCCUAAGGAAACACAGUAUACUUUAUCUCUUCCUGGAUGCCCCAGUCCUGGCAUCUCUGAGUUCUAGGGCUGCAGCUCCUCGAAGUGUGUUGGGCAUAGUGGGAGAUGGAGGGGGUAGCUGUGUUGUUGACGUUGAUGGAGGGCGCAGGCAUGCACCUGCACCUCUCUUUUCAGCAAUACAGUGCGACUCCUCACACCCUCUGGAGACAUCAGCCUCAGGCUGGGAAAACAUGUAGACGAAAACCUGGGGGGGGGGGUGCAGGUGGCUUGACAUUGGUCUCCCUGGAUGUGACACCAGAAGCCCAGGUGAAAAGAGUGGAGAUGGAUGGGGAGGCAGUGUCCAAGCAGAAAACCCAGGAAAGCACAGGAAACAGCAAAACAAAAAGGCAUCAGGCGGCGGUGGCCCACACCUUUAAUCCCAGAACUCAGGAGGCAGAGCCAGGUGGAGCUCUGUGAGUUCGAGGCCAGCCUGAUCUACAGCGCGAGAUCCAGGACAGGCACCAAAGCUACACAGAGAAACCCUGUCUCGAAAAAAACCCAACCAACCAACCAACCAACCAAACCAAAAAGGCAGCUCUCCUCAGCCAGGGGAAGGUGCUGGCAACUGCCUCUCUGGUAGAGAGAUACAGCCAAACAGAAAAAGAAAAUACUCAACUCAUCAGCAGACAGAUCAACCCCCAACAAAAGGGCAAGGUGGGACGGGGUGACAUUCUCCAGAGUGGACAGAGACCUGGUUAGCAGGUACACAAACAGGUGCCUCCAUCACCGGAAACCCAGGCAGGGCCUUCAGCGCCACCGUGAGCUGUCACUUCUCACCUAUCAGGACAGACUGUCGGAAAGCAAGACUGGAGGAGGGGAGUGCGGGGGAGGGGAGUGCUCCUGCCCUGUGGGUGAAGUGGGAUAUGGCGCCGCCAGUAGAGAAAACAGUAUGGAGGUUCCUCAGAAAAUUAAAAAUAGCAUUGCCAUAUGAUUUAGUAAUCGCCCUUCUGGGCACACAUCCAAAAGCAUCAAGAUUAGGAUCUCAGGAGGUAUCACUCCUUGUUUGCCGAGGCAGCCGCAAGGCCAGGGUGUGGGAGCGACCUGUGUCUGUCUAUGACUGGAUGGAUGGGGGGCACAUGACUAGGCACCCAGAGGAAUACCAUCCAGCUUUUAACAAGGAGGAAAGCUGACGCCUCAGACGUGUGGCCGCCCCCCCUCAAAGACCCUCAGUGAGAAGAGCUGCCACCACAGACAACGUGGCUGUUCUCACUCCUACAACAUAUCUGAAGUCGGUAGACCCCCCCACAAUGGGGAGCAGGAUGUGGAUGCCAAGGCUGAAGAAGGAUGGAGGCUGCUGGCCCGUGGCUUCGGAAGACGGACAGGGAGUCUCACUGGUGUGGAAUUGAGGGUGUCAGCUUAUGUGUGGGGAUCAUAUGCAUGGGACACAGAACCAAAGCUCUGUUGAGGUAGAGUAUCAGGGCUGGCCAGGAAGUUGUGAGAGUUGCAUUCCACCCUUGUCUCGAAAGUCUGCCUAUCUUCUUGGUUAACCGUAAGUAGACUGUUUCUAGGCACAUUUUACAGAGAGGAAAAUAGAGGCUCAGGAAAUGACAGGGUGAGUGAGGGUCUCACUCUGAGCCCAGCCUUUGUGGUGCCAAAUCUGAGGGUGUGGGGAGGUGGGCUGUGGCUGUUUGGGGACCUGAACUUCAGCCAUCCCACCAUGACUGAGCAGAGGGAAGGGGAUGGUCUUAGUGUGAGCUGCCUGGGGCAAGACACACUCCUUUAUCAGGACUCCUUAUGAAGCCACAGAAGUCAAGAGAGGGACCAGUUUGGACAGGUGACUUCCCAUGAAGGCUCUGUGUGCUUGGGGGUACAGAGCAGACCAGGAGGGCUUCUUGGAAGGGGACAGAGAGUGGUAUUGAAGGACAAGAGUGUGCUUGCCCUGCAGAGGUUGGCAAAGUCCUGCAGGAGAUGUGAAGAUGCACGUGUGUGUGUGUGUGUGUGUGUGUGUGUGUGUGUGUGUGUGUGUGUGUUUUGGAAGGAUGAUGGAUAGGUGACUCUUCCAUGAAGGUGGCCCCAUUCUCCCACUGCCAUGCUGCUGUACCAAUCAGUGUGGCCAGGUACCAAACAGGCCCCGGCAGUGAGCUUGCUCACAUGAUGGCUGGAGGUUGGGUCUUCUCUUCCCCAGGCCCCAGACCCAGCCACAAGCAUGGGCCUUCACUUUUUCUGAAGUCGUUUUGGCUUCUGGGCCUCCUUACAGCCUGCAGGCAUAGGUGCAGGGAAGUGGCACAUUCCAGCCUCUUUCAGGAAUUGUGGCUAGCCUGGACCAUGAAUGUUUGGGUGGUACCACGGAGAGGCUAGACCACAGUGCGCAGUGUUCCUGAUGCCAGGGAGCCCUGCUGCCCACAGCAGUUCCUGCUAGUUUCUUGCCUUUGCAGCUCCACAUCCUUGAUCCUUCUACCAGUGCUGUGUCCACUGGGGGUGGGGUGGGGUGGGGGGACGACACAGGUCCACAGAGGCUUUUUGAGACCAGACACUUAGUCUGGCUCAAAUCUAGAGUUGCUGAAGAUGGGAGCUGAUGAUUAGGCUUCUGGGCUCUGGGGACACUCCUAGGGUGCCCAUGGCAGCCGAGUCUGACUGAAGAGAACCAAGUUCUCAGCAGCCUUGUGGGCGCAGGCUGGGAUGUGAACACCAGAUUGAGCUGAAACAAGACAGGAUGUGCAGGCACUUUCUGACUCCCAUGAACCCCGCCCUUGGGCCCCAGCCCCCUUCCAGAUGGGGCCCCUUUAAAUGCAAGGUUCUGUCUUCCAGAAGGCUCCUCCCAGUCUCCUGGGGAGCCAAGUAAACAAAAGUGGGACCCCAGCUUCUGACAUGGCUUCCCCUUGCUCUGGGGACCUCAGCCCCACUGGUCUGCCCCCGCCCUCUAUCACCACUCCAGGUCCCGCUGCACCCCCCGCGCCGCGCUUCCCCGACAUCUACGGCGGCGACGCGCAGCUCUGGGAGGCGCAUUUCCGCGGCAUCGGGCGCGCCUACCGCGCGCUGGGCAAGGAGGACGACUUCGCCAUCCGCGUGCUCACCGAGGACUUCACCCUGCCCUUCCCGUUCGCCUGGCCGCCGGGGCCCGAUCCGGCCACCGGACCGCUCUUCUACGACCCGCGGGACCGCGCGGGCUUCGACUUUCUGCUGCGCGGCCCCGGUGCGCCGCCCCCCGCGCUGCUGCGACCCCUGCACGCCACGGCGCAGGCGGCCGAGCGCAAGCGACGUCUGGAGCGCCUGGCGCUGAGCUACGCCGGUGCGGGCCGCCCCCCUGGCUUGGUGCUGCUGGCGCCUGUUGGCGCCUUCCCACCCGAGGCUGGCCGUCCUGCUUGGCGCGCCCUCGGCCGCGACAGCGAAUAAAGCCUCUGCCUCUCGUGUG